AGAAGUCGCGGUUCGAGGAGCACACGGAUUGCACGGGGAAUACACCCUCCGAGGGCCUGGCCCACGUCAAUCCGAUGCCCCCGGCUGUAUUAUGAGCAAACAUUACGAAUGAUGUGGUUGUACACAGCUGCUGUGCAACCCAAAGAGUUAUUCCGGUGAGGUUUUAAACGGUUGGUGAACCAGGAUAAAGGAGACGCCGCUCCCCCAAAAGAAAGAAGCCGAUUAGAGAUAAAACGACGAAGAAAAAAUGAAAUUUCGCUUCCUUGGAGACGCUGAUUGCCCUGAUUGGCUGCUAGCCGAGAUAAAUACGCUUUCUCGAAUGACAUCCAUCAAGAUGAAAGUUCUCGGACAACUCGUAGCCAAGUCUUUGACGGAAGGAAAUCUCGACGAAGAUAAAGUGAAGAAACUCACACAGGACGCAAAGCUAGAGCCUGGAGAUGCAAAAGCUAUUGUUGCUGCCUUAAACUUGAUACUUUCGUCUUCCACGAGUCAUGCGGUAUCAGCGACCGACCUGAGUAGUGAACUUCAACAACUGGGCCUCCCUCGGGAGCAUAGCACUACCCUCGCACGUCUUUACACGGAACACAGCCCCCAAAUCACGGCGACGUUAUCUGCACAGUCCUUGAGACUCAAACGUCUUUCUUCAAUCGAGACAUUGGAGAACGAGAAAACAUCACCCUUCGUAAAAAUAGCAUUCCAAACUAGCGACACCGCUGGAAAAGAGGAAACCAACAACGUUACGGUACCUAAAGAAGGAAUCCCGGUAUUACUCGCAGAACUGAAGAGAGCACGCUCACUGAUGGAAGGGUUGUAAUUGAAUCCUUGAUAUUGAACGUAAAGCUAUAUUUGUGUAUAAGAUACAUAACAUUAUGGUGAUAAGAUACCUGCAUCAAAUUUUUUUCAUAGAAACAGAUGAAUGUA
Diprion similis is the source of this 921-nucleotide messenger RNA. RefSeq names its product COMM domain-containing protein 4. Bases 248 to 814 code for a protein of 188 amino acids. The record is from RefSeq and is a predicted model, not a curated record. NCBI's taxonomy places the organism in Eukaryota, Metazoa, Arthropoda, Insecta, Hymenoptera, Diprionidae. The transcript has 8 exons.